Molecule: messenger RNA, 840 nt
Organism: Soboliphyme baturini
Lineage: Eukaryota; Metazoa; Nematoda; Enoplea; Dioctophymatida; Soboliphymatidae
Source: the annotation of a GenBank genome assembly
AUGCAACUCGUAAUUAGCACGAUUGAUGGACAGAUUUUGAACGUCAACGUUUCUGAAGAUAUUGAACUAGAAAAUCUGCUGGUCUUAUGUUCUGCUGAAAUCAGUUCUUUGGACGGUAGUCCUCCGGAUCAGCUCGUCGCCAUAUCGAACGGCCGCCGCCUGAUCGACCGGACUAAGACACUUAGAAAAUAUGGACUGUCCGAUGGAGAUAUUAUAUUGGUCCAGAAAAUUAGUUCUGCUGAUGUGUUUCAGCCGGACGACCUCUAUGAGAUACGACUAAUUUUUGACCAGUUGAUGAUCAGAUUCAGUGCUAGUGCCACGUCUGACACGAGUCUUGAGAAGGACAAUAUCGACCGUUCGCUGGAGACGGCGAUCGAGCACACACCGGAGUCUUUCGGCAACGUCUCCAUGCUGUACAUCAGGUGCAAAGUAAAUGGACAUGACGUGCGGGCUUUCAUUGACACCGGAGCCCAGACGACGUUGAUGUCCGCAAAAUUUGCUCAAGAGUGUAACGUCAUGCGUCUGGUUGACAAGAGAUUCGAAGGUGUCGCAAAAGGCGUCGGCACAUGCAAAACACUGGGACGAAUUCACUUAGCUCAGCUCCAAAUUGAAGAUGUAUUUUUGCCUACUUCGUUCACUGUUCUUGAAGACUCCACCGUCGACUUGCUUCUUGGACUAGACAUGCUGAAACGCCAUCAGUGCAUCAUUGACUUGCGUCGAAACCUGAUGGUAAUUGGCACCACUGGAAGAGAAACGAAAUUUCUGCCCGAAAGUGAAAUCCCGAAAACCCUUUUGAACAUUGACCCUGAAGAUCUGAAAUCAUGUGCAAGCAUGUCGUGA